Molecule: messenger RNA, 3035 nt
Organism: Closterium sp. NIES-67
Lineage: Eukaryota; Viridiplantae; Streptophyta; Zygnematophyceae; Desmidiales; Closteriaceae
Source: the annotation of a GenBank genome assembly
CCAGAGGACUGUCACUCACUUCUCUCGCCCACCGCCCAUCCAGUGCCCGCCCUCUGAUGCGACGGCUGCUGGCCACACUGUGUGGUGGCUGCAACCUGUCUGUAUCGCCGUAGCGCGCACGGCCGAGGUGCGACUGCAGCCGCUCUCGCCCCUCGCCACCCGCACUGCCAUGCCGGGCCUCGCCGCCUUCUCCCCGCGCUACGCCUGCUCUCUCCCGCGCACAUCUUCCCCCCCCGCCUCUCUCCCCUCACCCCCCCCACCGCGCCUGCACGCGCCCCUGGCUUGCGUGCCGCGCUGCCCGCGCCUAUCCGUCGCCUCCACGCCUCUUCCCUCCGACGCCUUCCUCCGUGCCGCGUCAUCCGCCCACGCCCCCCUGCCUGCGCUGCGUCCCCAACACGACGCGCCUCACCGCCGCCACCUUCCUCGCGCUCGUCUCUCGCGCACGUCCCUCGCGCGCUGCUCGACGCCCGCCGAGUCGGUAUUCGUCGGCUUCCGCCUGCCUCGUCCGCACAUCCGCCUUGCCGCUCCGCGCCUGCAACGGCGGGCAGCGGCGGUGUGCGCGGCGGCAGGGGACGAAUUGCGCGAGCCAUGGAGCUGCUCUGGCGAGGGCGCGCGGAGGGAUGGGGACGCGGCGGUGGGGGAGGGCGGAGUGACUGGCGGAGCAGCCACAGCGGGAGAGGGCACAACAGCGGGCGGACAAGCUAGCGGCGGGCGCUCGUGGGGAGAGUCGGAGGGGCGCGAGAGCCCGUUUAAACGGCAGCAGGCGGAGGCGGACCGCCUGUCAGAGGACUUGCGCCCGUGGGCGGACGACGGGGAGACGUGCGCAGGCGGUGGCGAGGAGCAACGAGACGAGGGGCAACGAGACGAGGGACAACGAGACACGGGCGGUGGCGGCAGCAGCAGGGAGGCGGAGGGAGAAGCGGGAGGCAGGGGCGGCAGAAGCAGGGAGCGCGGCAGCAGGGGCGGCGGGGGCAGCAGCAGCAGGGCGGACAACAGGGGCGUGGUGCGGAGUCCGCUUGAGGCGCAGCAGCAGGGCCUCGCGUCGUUCUUCCGCGCAAGGCGGUCGGCGCUAGCGCGCAGGGGGAAGGGCGCAGGCAGGGUGGGCGGCAGCAACAGUGCAGGCGGCAGCUGGGCAGUGCGGGGUCGGGGGAAUGCAAGCAGCGCACAAGAGGCGAGGGGGAGAGCAGAGGGGGGGGGAGAGCGAGCGCGCAGAAGGGGGAAGAGCGAGGCCGAAAGAGGGUGGAGCGAAGGGAGGAGCGCGGGCCGUGGAGGCAUGGAGAGGGCUGUCUUGGCUGUCUUGGCUGUGACGGGCGCACAAGGUGGGGCGUGGAUGGAGAGGGAGGGAGAUGUGGUGGAGACUGGCGUGGCUGGCACAGGUGGCACACGAGUUGGCACUGCCUCUAACGGCAACAUGCCCCAGAAUGGUGCUGUUGGUGCUAACGGCAGUGCAGCAUUAAACAGUGGUGACAUUGGCAGUGGUGUUACAGGUGGUAACAUCUGUGAUUCGAGUAAUGGCAGCACAGUCAGCAAUGGUAGUGUGGGCGGCGGUGGCAGUGGUGAAGGAGGGGUGCAGCGUGGUCUGGGCUCUGCUCACAGCAUCAGUGGGGGAAGCAGUAGAGAGGGGGCAGGCGAGAAGGGGGGGGGGGGGAGGAGGAGGAGGAGGAGGAGGAGGAGGAGGAGGAGGAGGAGGAGGAGGAGGAGGAGGAGGAGGAGGAGGAGGAGGAGGAGGGGGAGGGGGGGGAGGGGUACGUGGGGGGCGACAUGUGUGCGUCGGCAACGGGGGUGGUGCGCGUGCAGUCGCGGCGCAAGGCGGAGCUGUACCUCGUGCGCACGGACGGCGUCAGCUGCACGCGCGAGCACGUGGACCACGCCACGCUGGCCUUCUCGCACCCGUCCACGCAGCAGCAGAUGCUGCUGUGGCGCUCGCCCCCGCGCACCGUGCUGCUGCUCAAGAAGCUCGGCUGCGAGCUCAUGGGGCAGACCAUGCAGUGGGCGGCAGGUGGCGGAGUAUCUGUACCGGGAGGAGGGUGUGAGCGUGGUGGUGGAGCCCGAGGUGCACGAUGUGCUGGCGCGCAUGCCAGGCUUCGGAUUCGUUCACACCUUCUACCCCCACGACGCCAGGAAGCUGCACGAGCUGGUGGAUCUGGUGGUGUGUCUGGGGGGGGACGGCGUUGUGCUGCAUGCCUCCACCAUCUUCCCUGCCUCCGUGCCGCCUCUCCUCUCCUUCAACCUCGGCUCCCUCGGCUUCCUCGCCUCCCACCCUUACGAGCAGCACCACGAGGACCUGCACGCCGUGAUGCGCGGGCGGCGGGCGGCGGGGGCGGGCGUGUACGUGACGCUGCGCAUGCGGCUGCACUGCGAGGUGGUGCGCGCGGGCAGGGCGGGGGCGGGGCGCGCGUAUGAGGUGGUGAACGAGGUGGUGGUGGAGCGCGGGCCCAACCCGUACCUGUGCAAGAUAGAGUGCUACGAGCGCAACCGCCUCAUCACCAAGGUGCAAGCGGACGGGGUGAUCGUGGCCACACCAACGGGGAGCACUGCCUACUCCACCGCUGCUGGCGGCUCCAUGGUGCAUCCGAACGUGCCCUGCAUUAUCUUCACUCCUAUCUGCCCUCACUCUCUCUCCUUCCGCCCCAUCAUUCUGCCCGACUCAGCUGUGCUUGAGUUAAAGGUACCGGACGAUGCGCGCAGCAGCUGCUGGGUGUCGUUUGACGGCAAGAAGAGGCAGCAGCUGCUGCGGGGGGACUCGGUGCGCAUUGCGAUGAGCGCCUUCCCCAUGCCCACCAUCAACAAGGCCGACCAGACCGACGACUGGUUCGACAGCCUUGUCCGCUGCCUCAACUGGAAUGAACGCCUCGAACAAAAAUCUCUAGACACUAGGUUUUAACCUUUGAGCCCUGAUGCUGGUAGUCUCAAAGAUCGAAACGAUUGAAUAAGGGUGUGGAUCUUAGGGCAAAUUCAUAUGACCUCGUGUCAGACCACCUCAUGUCAGAGUCAUGUAGUCCAACGUGGUGCACAGGCUCAAUUUCGCAAUUCCA